Molecule: messenger RNA, 600 nt
Organism: Phanerochaete carnosa HHB-10118-sp
Lineage: Eukaryota; Fungi; Basidiomycota; Agaricomycetes; Polyporales; Phanerochaetaceae
Exons: 1
Coding region: 109-516 (135 amino acids)
Source: RefSeq, a predicted model, not a curated record
GCAAUCAAGGCGUGUUUGGUGGCUGAUGUUACCCAAAAGGGCUACUUCCAGGACGAGUCUCUCCCAAAUGUUGAUGACCCGCUUGGAUACACCGUGCUCUCCUGCGACAUGGAAACAGACCACAUCCCCGUGUCGCCCGCUCACACGCAAGACAUGCAGCUCGCAGAAGACGUUCUGGGCCGCUUGCGGCAGCUCGAAGACACGGGUGUACCCCCACACGCAGACGACCCUGAUUCCGACCGCACGGCAUACCUCGCGCAAAUAGGGCCCUUACUCAGGUCCUUCCGCGCGUGGACAGUGCCUGCCGCGGACGCAGCCCUGCACCUGGAUUACGCACCGUGGCUUAGGCACAUCGUGGCCGUCGAGGAGGAACAACGCGCCGUGUUCGCCCAAACUGAGGCGUCUGGUGGCAGCCAACGGCGUCGGACAAGGAACAGCCAGAGGAGCGAACACAGCUGGCUGUCGCUCGUUGCCGAGGAGAGGGGACUGCUAGCGACUUCUGGGUUCUCUACAUAGCUGCGUAUAUUCCCUGUGAAGCCGUGCUCGUAUUACAAUGAGUCAGUUCGCUUAUGCAGCUCAGAGUUGACCUCGUGGCCCAGC